UGUACCUGGUGUAUGAAGGUAUAAUGUAAAUCUUCCAGUCAUACAGUGACUGUAAUUUCUUACUGUAGAGAGCUCAUUGUUAGCCCGAUUCUUACCGUCUCUCCGUUAGCCACAGGCGCGAGCCUUCCCACAGUAUUCCACUUCCCUAACCCACAUACCCGACGGGGACCCACCAUGUCUUCAGGGGAUUCUCCGUUGCCAGCAGAACCCGGCAACCCUCGCAGCGGCAUGGAUGGAUUCGUGGGCCGAUUACGUAGUUUGCAGACGAUGGGGAUCCUGUGUGAUGUGUUCCUCAAAGGUGCAGAAGAGGCGGCCGCUGGUAUUCCCUGUCAUCGCAUUGUGCUGAGUGCGCACAGCACGUACUUCCUCACCAUGUUCACGUCGGACUACAAAGAAUCAGCGGAUCGCGACAUCCAGCUGCGCAACAUCGAUAGCCGCACGUUAACAGAAUUGGUGACCUAUGCGUACACGCUGGACAUUGCAGUUGCCGAAGAGAACGUGGAGCCACUUCUGGUUGCGGCGCUGUUUCUGGAUUUCGCUCCCGUGGUGAGAAUGUGCUGGGAUUUCCUGGAGAGUCGCCUCAACGCGUCCAACUGUCUGCGGGUGCAGUGUUUAGCUGGGAUGCACCAUAAUCCGCGUUUGGCCGAGAAAGCGCACAUCUACAUCCUUCAAAAUUUUGUUCGAGUCGCCAAGACCCAGGAUUUCUUGCUGAUCAACCCCGAAAAGAUAAUGGAGCUGCUUGCGUCCGAUAAUCUGUUCGUGGAAACCGAGGAUCAGGUUUUCGAAGCUGUGCAUCGAUGGAUUGAUUAUGACCGCGCUGGACGAACGGCACACCUAACCGAUGUCCUACAGUCAGUUCGUACUGCGUUCCUCGGUUUGACUUGCCACGAGAAAUACUUUUUGGAUCUUGUGGAUUUCCUUACUAACUCUGGCCCGGGAAAUGUUUCAAAUUACUGGAGUGCUGAGACAGUUGCAACGCGUCGCCGACCACGAGAAUAUUUCGAGUUCCAAACAGUUAUUGUAUGUGUGGGUGGCUACGACGGAGAACGCUCCCUGUCCACAGUGGACGUCUUCAGUCCGUCCACCGCAACCGUAUGGCGCCUGGCGAAUUUACCAGCCCUGUUGACCGGAUGCGGGGUGGCGGUGCUGGACGGACACUCCUUGUUUGUCUGUGGCGGACGAACAUUCCCAUCCAGAUCCAGGGACGGUGUAUCAGACGUCCGCCGGUACGAUGCCACGGCUAACCAGUGGGUGGAUUGCGCGAAGACGAACAUCGAACGGUAUGAUGGCUGCACGGCGACGCUGAACGGACGAAUCUACACUGCCGGUGGUUAUCAAGAACAUGGCAAUGCGCCCAUGACGUUCGUGGAGGUGUACGAUCCGCAAACCAACGGCUGGCAGUUCGUGGCCGAACUACCCUUUGGACUCAGCAAGUUCGCCAUGGUUGCGUGCGGAGAUCGACUGUACACGUUUGGAGGGGUUUCCGCAGUUGGUAGCAGCCAUGCAGUCUUUUCGUACGAUCCAGCAGCCGAUGUAUGGAGUAGACUGGCCGAUAUGCCAACGGCGCGUAGCGGUUGCGCGGGCUGCGUGGGUCCCAGCGGACUGAUCUACGUUGUCGGUGGAAACGUUACGGAAAACGCGCGCUGCGUGGAGGCCUUCAACCCCGCAGCUAAUCAGUGGGUGCAAAAAGCGAAUAUGGUCAGGGAGCGCAGUGGUGCGGGAGCCGCUUGCGUGGACGGAAAGGUUUAUGUUCUCGGUGGCAAUGACUCUUCGGAUUCUGGGGAUUCGGAUUCUGAGGAUUCGGACUCUGAGGAUUCGGAUUCUGAGGAUUCGGAUUCCAUUGAGGUCUACGACGAGAGCAGCGACAGGUGGACGCUCCACGAAUGCCGAUUACCGGAGGUCAAGCAUUUUUUCGGGUGCGCGGUGAUGAAGCUGAAGAAGGACCAGAAACCCGUGAAGUCCUCAUAAGCGUGAUGCAAUGAUGUGGAAUCACGCUCCGUUGUUAGAUGAAAAUGUUGUUGUGGGUUGGGAGGUCCGCAGCCGUGCAAACAGAGGGAAGGAAGUUGGAACGAUUGUGACGGACCAGCGCAUUCAAUUCUUUUUUUCCUGUUGUUCUCGUUAUAUUUUUAUUUCCCUUAUUGUACGUACGGAACUGCUAAUUGCACAUUUAUACUUACGAACGAAGAUGUUGUUCACUUUGAAGAUAAUUUUUCUAAUGCUAUUUUGAAGAAAUUGACUGUGAAGUAAUUUACUUACCUGUUAAUAACUCAAUCACUCUACCGUGCAA
Messenger RNA from Paramacrobiotus metropolitanus, 2287 nucleotides. Its product is annotated as kelch-like protein 2. Lineage: Eukaryota; Metazoa; Tardigrada; Eutardigrada; Parachela; Macrobiotidae. The transcript has 6 exons. The coding region runs from base 175 to 1968 and encodes 597 amino acids. Gene Ontology annotation, biological process: DNA repair. Gene Ontology annotation, molecular function: protein binding; methylated-DNA-[protein]-cysteine S-methyltransferase activity. The record is from RefSeq and is a predicted model, not a curated record.